Messenger RNA from Raphanus sativus (radish), 1227 nucleotides. RefSeq lists its product as uncharacterized. The transcript has 2 exons. Bases 385 to 1227 code for a protein of 280 amino acids. The record is from RefSeq and is a predicted model, not a curated record. NCBI's taxonomy places the organism in Eukaryota, Viridiplantae, Streptophyta, Magnoliopsida, Brassicales, Brassicaceae.
AUGUGAAAUUAUACAUGACAGAUAUUUUUUUUUUGCAGGCUCACACUUAACCUCACACUCUCAAGCUCACUCUCUGACGUUGUUCCUCUCACUUCUUAAGAUGGCAAAAGAUGUAAGGCUCUCUCACAUUAGUCUUUCUUUAUUCACGUGGAGUUGCUUUAGUUUAAGAUGGAACUGUCUGGUUGUCUGGAACUGUCUUUAGGUUGUAUGGAACUGUCUUUAGGUCUGUGUUUGAGAAUAUACUUAUCUCUUGCCUGUUCUUUUGUGUUUAAGUUUUAUUGAGAAUUGUUUGGUGUGUUUUAGACCUGGACUCCCGAGGAAACUAGGUAUUUUUUUCAACUGUACGCGGAAGAGAGAAGAAAAGGAAAUAAGAGUGCUACAUGCAUGAAUAAAGUAGGGAAAAAGAACAUCAUGGAUGCAUUUGAGCUGAGGUUUAAGAAGGGAUUUUCCGAUUGGAAGAGGGACUUUAAGAACAAGUACGACACCAGUAGGAAGAAAUACAUCAAGAUUAAGGCGCUGACUCAAAACAGGACAUGGCUUGGGUAUGACCACAUGGGAAGAAUUCUCAUGUCAGAUGAUUGGUGGAAUGAACGUGAAAAGGAGUGUCCUGGGAUUAGAAAAUCCGCGUGCAAAGAGAUUGACAACAUGGAUAUGUAUGAAGCAGAAUUUGGUGGCGUAGUAAUAACUGGAGCUGAAGGAUGGAGUGCUCAACAUGGAGAAGCAAGUUUGAACUCUAGAGUGGGUGGAGAUGAUGGUGAUGAGGAAGCUGAUUCUCAGCCAGCAGCAGAACCUCAAGCAUUGGAGACAGAAACUCAGCCACCAGCUCAGACACAAACCCAACGCCAAACUCAGCCAGCAGCUCAGACUCAUUCCGGCGGAAGUUCAAGAGCAAAAAGAAGGCGUAAGGAGAAAGACAUGGUUGUAGAAGCUUGUGACAAAAGGACUGAUGCUAUCGUGGUGAAGAAUAGGAUAGCGGAGCAGAUGUUGGAGCGUGAAGAGAGACAGAGAGUGGAGCGUGAAGAGAGACAGAGAGUGAUCUCCAUUGAGAAUGUGCUAGAGAUUUUGUCUGCACUUCCCGGAGUGGAAGAGUGGUCGCCAUUGUAUGAAGCAGCAAUGGAACUGCUUAUAGAUAGUGAAGAGAACCGUAGGGCCUUUGUUACAAUGAAAACAGAUGAAGCUAAAAUUAAAUUUCUAGAGCUUAGGACUAAGAAAAAGCGUUUUAAUUGA